Messenger RNA from Saccostrea cuccullata (small rock oyster), 732 nucleotides. Its product is annotated as serine-enriched protein-like. Gene Ontology annotation, molecular function: protein binding. NCBI's taxonomy places the organism in Eukaryota, Metazoa, Mollusca, Bivalvia, Ostreida, Ostreidae. The coding region runs from base 1 to 732 and encodes 243 amino acids. The transcript has 2 exons. The record is from RefSeq and is a predicted model, not a curated record.
AUGAAUCUUUCCGAGUCCAAAAGGCCUUUGGUGGAGAAUGAAGAAUUGAACAAGUCUUACUUCGGAUAUGACAACGAAGGUUGUUCCUCUGGUUACGACUCUGCUACUGACCAUUCCAGUGCAGAAAUCGACAAAGAGGCCGAUACAUCAUUCUCCGAGGUCGACAAUGGCGAACAACCAGCUGCUGAACCGGAAGUGAUGAAAUACAGAAGUACUCAGGAACUCUGCAACAGCCUUCAAUACAUCCUCUCAUUUCCGGACCUCUGUGACGUCAUGUUUCUUGUUGGAGAGAAGCGUGUUCCAAUUUACGGCAUGAAAGCCAUUUUAGCCACACGUAGCCGAGUCUUCUAUAAUCUAAUCCUGGAUGCUCAGCGUCAGUCUCCUUCGUCCAAGAAGUCUAAAAAGAAGAAUAAAGAAAACAAAACUCUUUCCAACCACCUUGUUAUCGAAAUCAAAAACUAUCAGCCGGAAGACUUCAGAGAACUGGUGACCUUCGUCCAUUGUGGGAAGGUCAACAUAAAUACUUCCAAUGUGACGGGACUGUACUGUGGAGCGUCUGAGUUUGGUCUCUCUGACUUAAAGAUUGCCUGUCGAGACUUCACAACAAGGACCAUCAGGAAGGGCAACUCGUCGGCCAUCUUGAAAUCAACGAAGUUCUAUCUCGCCCAUCACCGUGCUGCUGCCAAAUUCGUUGAAAAGAUUCACGGAUAUCUGAAAGCCAUCAAUGACUGA